AUGAUGUCCACUUCUACAAGUGCACUUUCAGGUCAUGCUGCAUCCGUUUUUGGAAUGGACAACACUGUGGCUACAUUAAGAGGUGACGUAUCUCUGUUCGAGACAAAUAUACGUUUUAUCGGUUGGCUUCUGUCGUUAUAUGCACUGACGAACGAUAAAGCUGAAGCAAGCGGGAAGAUGCUGUUACCUUAUUUCGACAUGUGUCUAAUAAACGUUACGGAAAUAAGGCUGGAAAAAAGGAACUUACUCACUUCAUGGAUAAGCCGGACUUACUCCUUUAUCUCAAUUCUAGGACUGAUCAAUGGAGUUUAUGACUUUGCAAACAUUCGAGGAAGGAGUGGAAGAUGGAGCGCCUUGCCUGUUUUUCUGGUGGAUUAUUUGCUCUCUUGUCUGCAAUGA
Molecule: messenger RNA, 399 nt
Organism: Cylicocyclus nassatus
Lineage: Eukaryota; Metazoa; Nematoda; Chromadorea; Rhabditida; Strongylidae
Source: the annotation of a GenBank genome assembly